GCAGCCGGGCAAACGGAGGUGACGACAGCACCUCUCUCCGCCUGCCGAUCGGCUGUGAUGUAAUGCGCCUAGGCGCGGCGCGUGACGUAGUCGCUGGCGGGUGGAUUUGAAAUUUGGGAGGAAGGAGCUGCCGCGGCGCCAUUAACGUUUAGCUACAAUGAGACGAAGCUCGAGUACUACCGGGAGUAGUAGUCGGCAAUCUGUGAUGGCACUGAGAGUACAGGACACCAACAAGAUGGGUCUCCAAACACCUCAGAUGAAGGACAGAGGAACAUUUGGGAAGCUGAGCAUGAGCAAACCUACAUCUGGAACUUCCGAAAGAAAAGUCAGCUUUUUUGGCAAAAGAACUAGCAGUGUUGGAGGUUCACGCAACAGUCAGUAUGGUGUGUUUGGUACAGAAAAGAUCAAGGAUCCCAGGCCACUUCAUGACAAGGCAUACAUUCAACAAUGUAUCAAACAGCUUUGUGAGCUUCUUGUUGAGAAUGGUUAUGCCCAUAAUGUCUCCAUGAAAUCACUACAGUCUCCCUCUGUUAAGGAUUUCUUAAAAAUCUUCACUUUUAUCUAUGGAUUUCUCUGCCCUUCUUAUGAGCUGCCUGAUUCAAAAUUUGAAGAGGAAAUUCCCAGAGUUUUUAAAGAGCUUGGGUACCCUUUUCCUUUGUCAAAGAGCUCCAUGUAUACAGUGGGAGCACCACACACAUGGCCUCAGAUUGUCACAGCUUUGGUUUGGUUAAUUGAUUGUAUCAAGCUGUAUUCUGCCAUAAGGGAAAAUGCACCAUCGUUUGAUGAUGGACAGAGCUGGGGAGGAGAGACAGAUGAUGGAAUUGUACAUAAUAAGCUUUUCAUGGACUACACUGUGAAGUGCUAUGAGCACUUCAUGAAAGGAGGAGAUACUUUUGAAGAAUUUGAUGCAGAAGUACAGUCAAAAUUAAAGGAUUUAUUUAACAUAGAUGAAUUCCAGAUAGAAGGUUUAGCUGCAGAAAACAAAAGGCUUCAUGAAGAGAUUGCAAGACUAGAAAAAGAAAGGGAAAGUGAGCCGGAUCGUUUAGUAUCACUGCGAAAGUUGAAAUCUUCAUUGCAAGCAGAUGUCCAGAAAUACCAGGCUUAUAUGGCAAAUCUGGAGUCUCAUACAGCCAUACUUGAUCAGAAGAUGAAAGGUGUUAAUGAAGAAGUUGAGACAGCAGAAAUGGAAGUAGAAGCAAUGAAGCAGGAAAACGCCCGACUCCAGUACAUCUUUGAUAACCAGAAGUACUCAGUUGCGGAUAUUGAGAGAAUAAAUCAUGAGAGGAAUGAGUUGCAGCAAACCAUCAACAAACUGACUAAGGAACUGGAAGCAGAAGAACAUCAGCUGUGGAAUGAGGAGCUAAAAUAUGCUAGAAAUAAAGAGGCGAUUGAAACACAACUGGCAGAGUAUCAUAAACUAGCUAGAAAGCUGAAAUUAAUUCCAAUAAGUGCUGAGAAUUCCAAAGGCCACGACUUUGAGAUUCAGUUUAAUCCUGAGGCUGGACCAAAUUGCCUAGUCAAAUACAGGACUCAGAUUAAGGCUCCCCUUAUGGAGAUCAUAAACCAGACUGAGGAAGAAAUUAGAAAAGCUACUCACCGGAAAAUGAGUUUAGAAGAUACUUUAGAACAGGUGAACACAAUGAUAGAGGAGAGGAAAAGCAGUGUGAAAAUGCUGAAAGAAGAAGCUGAAAAGCUGGAUGAUCUUUACCAUCAGAAGCUUAAGGAGGCAGAAGAAGAAGAGCAAAAAUGUGCAAAUGAGCUGGAAUUGUUAGAGAAGCAUAAGCACUUACUUGAGAGUGGUGUUAAUGAAGGUCUCAGUGAAGCCACAAAUGAACUGCAUGAUAUUCAGCGACAAUACCAAGUUGUCAUGCAAACAACAACAGAAGAGAGCAGGAAAGCAGGCGAUAACUUGAAUCGUCUUCUAGAAGUGAUUACUACUCAUGUAGUAUCUAUAGAGAAAUAUGUUGAUGAACAGAAUGUGAAAAUUGACAGAGACUAUGAAGAAUUCAUGUCUGAAGAUCUAUUGUCAACCUUGACCAGAAUUCUAGACAGCUACAAAAGGAAGGCUGAAAGUGUGUAAUUACCAAAAGAUGAAAAUUUUGGAUUUGUGAAGCUCUGGUAUGGGGUCUGUUAAAGGAUGGGCACUUCCUGUGUUUAUCAGUUAAAUUGGUUUUUUGAGUUUAAAGAAAUGUUUGUGAACUUCCUUUGAAUGACAUGGAUAUAUUAAAGGAUUAAACAAUAUGUUUGCAAAUUUUUUUAAAGGCUUUGUUUAUACUUUCUCCUCACAGUGUAUUUAUGCAAGAUUACAAAUGCCUGUGUCAAGACAACUGUGAAACAAUUUAACUUUGAUUUUUCUUUAUAACUGUGCACUUAUAGGAAUAGUAAGGCAAGAGUUCCAUCAGACUGUUAAAAUAAUAAGCCAGAGCACACUUAGAGAUGGGACUGCAAGUGACAGCACAAUGCAGAGAGUACUGUCGAUUUGAAAUCCUGCUGCUCAAAAGUAACUACCUAGUAAUCUUACAGGUUUACAAAAACUACUACUAAGUGGGAAAAGGGUUACACUUUCCUUUUUGGAGUGUAGUUUGUACAUUUGGUAGUACAUAUACAGUAUACAUUUAGACAGACAGUGCAUGUCCCUUCCAAAGCCUUAAAGAAAGUUUAUCAGCAAGACCAAAUGUAAAUGUCUUCCAGUCUCCUGCCUAUUUGCUGUUAUCUAUGUUAUCUAAACUGCCCAGAGACACCUCUCACAUGAAUAAAUUUUUUUUUAAUCAAAAGCCUAUUUGAAAAGAUAAGCAAUAGUUAUAGAGCAGUCUUGUAUAUGUCUAAAGAAUGAAAGAUUAGUCAGUUUGAAAACUAAGUUCUGUCUCUAACUGCUCAUAAUCCCAGAUUAAACUUUAAUGUAAGUCCUUAAUACGUGUACCAGAGAGAGAUGUAGGUAGACAUCAUAUGAAUUCUGGCAAUAUAGUUAUUCAGUUUUAGAUGUAGUUAAUGUCGGAUACAUCAAAAUAUUCUAAAAUAAGCCUGUUGUUGUUAAGCUGGUAGGACAGAUUCUAUCUGAUAUUCUUUCUCGGGAAAGUAGCAGUAAAGUUAGUGUACAGGAAGAUCCAGUCCAAAUAUAUAGAAGAAAAUGUAACCCCAUCUCUUUAAUAUGGAUUUUUCUUUCCUACUCAAUGCCAUGUUGGAAAUAGAAGUCAUAUCUGCUUGUCUACUCUGUAUAUACUUUUUUUUUUAGCAGCAUGUAUUGUCUUGGACAGUCUAAUUUAUGAUGGUAUUUUGUAAUUAAAAUAUUGAUGUAUUUGAAGUUUUGACUGGAGUUCAGUGACAAAUAUCAUUGAUUUAAACAUACAAUAAUAAAACAACUCUGCAGUCUGUUCAAAUGGUGCUUAUACUUAUAUAAAGUUUUUCUGAGGCAGAUACCUAAGUAAAGUUACUCAUUAAUUCCACAAUUAGACAAAAUAUUUGAGUGAAACAGAUCUAUAGGAUGCACAACAAAAUUUAGGUUAGAACCUCUGAACACAGACUGCAUUGUCUUUAUUUUAAUUUCUCACAAAUGGAAUUGUCUUUAAUUCUAGAUGUUUUUUCCAGAGUGUAUAUAAAACUUAGUUGUCCUUAAUACAGUGUGAAUCUUUGGCUCCAGUAUGAGUAUUUUGUUUCAGACAUUAUGGUAGUGACAGCUAUAAUUAAAUUUCUAAGUUUCUGUUCUUUUGCUACUCUCCAGAAAUUUAAUUUGACAGCUACAAAAGCUUUCUGACAAGCAGAGAGUAGUUCUGCUUUCUUCUGUUCUCCUCUAUAAUUUUACCUUUACAAAAUCUCUUUUUCUUUAAAAACCUAACUCUUAUCAAAUCUGUUUCUUCUUUUCAGAAGUUUUCUUCUUUUGUCAGUUUUCUAACACUUAUUUUCUCUACAGCAAUGUCCUUAAUUGAGAGGUGUGAAACAUACAGAACAACCAUCAUGUGACCCAAUUUCCUUUAAAAUAAGUGUUCAUUUUGGGACCAUGCUUUUUCUUGGCUUUCUGAUGCGUAUUUGUCUCUGAUUCUGUAACUGACUGUCUUUGUGUGUAUUAGUAUCUGUAGCUUCUUUGCCAUGUGACCUUCCUUCAUGUACGGGUAAACAUAAUAUUCUGAAAUUAAAAUAGCCUGAAUAGUAAAAGUCCACAUUUGUAAUGUUAGCAACAUGUUUUUAUUAUUGGGCUAAGCUAUCAGCCCAUAUGUCAAAUAAACUGCAUUGACUUUAGAAUCAGCUGAGGCUCUGACCUAAGUUCUGUAAAAUACUAUGGAGAUUUUUUUAUGUCACCAUCUAACUUACAGAUGUUUUGUUUUACUAACAUCAGCUGAUGUCUGUUAGGUAAUACUACUUUGGAUUUUAAAACAGAAGGUAUUUUUCAGCACUUCUUUAAUGUAGGGCUCCUGUGGGAGUUGGCUACUUUGUUUUUUAAAUUCUUUGCUAUUCCAUUAUUUUUAGUUGUUUUUCUAUAAUAGAGUUUCUACCACCUAUCUGGAAGGUUUGCAAGCUACUUGAUAGGCUUUAUUCUUCUAAGGGAGGUUUUAAUCUGGAACAUGGCUUUUAAUUUUAUGCAAUAGACACUAGAACUUAAUUACUGCUCUUAAUCUAUGAUUUUUUUUUCUUUUAACCACAAUAUAAGGUCUUAAUCAGAAACAUCUAACACUGCUACCUGCAUAUUUCAGUGUUAUGAGUAGUUUGUAAUCUUUUGGCUUUUGUAUAGAUACAAUUCCCUCAUUUGUUGCUAAUGUAUCUUUUGUACAGUUCACUAGAUUAAUAUGCCUUAAGUUUAUGUAUUCUGUAUUCAAUAAAAUUUCCUUGAAACCUA
Messenger RNA from Dromaius novaehollandiae (emu), 4828 nucleotides. It is a transcript of the gene NDC80, whose product is annotated as NDC80 kinetochore complex component. The record is from RefSeq and is a predicted model, not a curated record. The coding region runs from base 158 to 2080 and encodes 640 amino acids. The transcript is spliced from 17 exons. NCBI's taxonomy places the organism in Eukaryota, Metazoa, Chordata, Aves, Casuariiformes, Dromaiidae. Gene Ontology annotation, cellular component: Ndc80 complex. Gene Ontology annotation, biological process: attachment of mitotic spindle microtubules to kinetochore.